AUGACGCUGUCGACGAAUGGCAAUGGCACCAGCUCAAAAAAGAAGAUCUCUUUCAUCGUGCGCGACGAGCAAGAGCCCCAACAUCGGUCGGCAGUGAGCGCACUGCAAUUCGAUUCAAAUUCCAAUCGUCUCUAUACGGGCGGUAGUGACACAAUCAUUCGAAUAUGGAACGUCCCGCAGCAUAAAGACGCAUUUUCGGCGCGAGGAGGCGUCCGUUCGCCGGGAAAAGCAUGCCCCGUCAAUUUCGUCGCGGCACUGGAACAACACACGGAUUGGAUCAAUGAUAUGAUCCUGUGCGGGCAGGGGAAAAUACUGAUUAGUGCUUCGAACGACACGACGAUUAAAGUUUGGAAUUUGGAUCGCGAGAAUCGCAAUAGUUGUAUGAACACGAUUCGAGCGCACAGGGAUUAUGUUAGCUGUUUGGCCUAUGCGCCGAUGGUUGAGAAGGCGGUCAGCGCGAGUUUCGACCACUCAAUUUAUAUUUAUGACAUUCCGAGCGGUGUGAAAAUCACAAAUAAUUUGAUUGGAAGCAAGGAUUCAAUCUAUUCGAUGGCCACCAAUCCGAUGAAUAGCGUUGUUUUGGCGGCGGGCACCGAAAAAUGUAUUCGAUUGUUCGAUCCGCGCACGAACGAGAAAAUCAUGAAACUCCGCGGCCACACCGACAACGUUCGAGCGUUGGUGGUGAGCGAUGACGGCAUGAAGGCGAUAUCGGCGGGAAGCGACGCGACCAUCCGCCUAUGGGAUAUCGGGCAGCAGCGUUGCGUCGCGACGUGCAUCGCCCAUCAGGAGGGCGUCUGGACGCUUCAGGUCGACUCGUCGUUUUCGACGAUCUACAGCGCCGGCAAAGACAAAAAGGUGCUGCGGACAAAAGUUGGCGAUAUCACGCAAAGCCAAUUGCUUUUUGAGGAUGAGGCUCCCGUUAAAAAGCUUCUGCUUAAUGAUCGCGAUAAUCCGACGUCGAUAUGGGCGGCGACGUGGCAUUCGAAUAUCAAACGAUGGUCGGUUCGCGCCAGCGCCCAAUUGUCGAUAGGCGACGAUGAGAAUUUGUUGACGAGCAAUUCGAACGGCAUUCAUCAUUCCAUGUAUAGCAAUAGCAGUAGUAGUAGCUCGUUCAUGCACGCGCCGCUUCAAACCGUCCCCGAAAUUGUGAUACCAGGCGCGGCGUCGAUAAAACACCACGCGGUGCUCAAUGAUAAACGGCAUGUGGUGACGAGAGAUUCGGACGGAUGUGUGGCGUUGUACGACGUUCUGGCGGCUCGAAAAGUGGCCGAUUACGGUAAACGGCCAAUCGACGAGGUGCUCAAAGAGCAUUUUCGAAAAGUGUUUGUGCCCUCGUGGUUUAGUGUCGACUUCAAAAGCGGAAUGCUUCAAAUCACACUCGACGAGCUCGACGUCUUCUCGGCGUGGCUUUCGGCCAAAGACGCCGGCUUCGAGGAUGUUGAGAAAGCCGACGUCAAAGUAAAUUAUGGUGGAAUGAUGCUUCGCUCGCUAUUCGAACACUGGCCGCAUAAUGAUAUGGCGAAUUCGGAUGGAGAGAAUGGCGAUGAGACGCAACGAGCGACGGCGAAUUUCAUCAGUCUGCCCGAACACACGCCGUUCAUUUUGUGCGAAGGCAAUGGUCGUCCGCUUCUCCGAAUGGUUGUCAAAGACGCGGCGAAAGAGAUCGAAGCGGGAUUUUUGGCGGAAAACGUUCCGCCGUGGAUCACCGACGUCGUCGAGCGUCGCCAAUUGCCGAAAUUCAUGAAAAUGCCGUUCUAUCUGUUGCCGCAUCCGGCGUUGAACGUGAAAACGCCGAAAAAGUUGGUCGAUGAAGAUCGCCUAUCCGCUACCGAAAUGCUGCAGGUUCGAAAGGUCAUGGAGCAUGUCUACGAGAAGAUAUUGAAUGUUAAUGAAGGCGCCACACUUGAGCAGACUCACAUCUCGUCGGUGGUGCCGAGUGUGCCUUUAAAUUUGAUCCACACCAAAUUGGAGAUGUACUGUAAUGAUCAGAAGCUCGAUCCUGACAUGGAUCUGCGGACAGUGAAGCACUUUAUUUGGAAGCAGGGCGGCGAGCUUUUGCUUCAUUACAAGCCGCUGAAGCCAUGA
Caenorhabditis bovis is the source of this 2085-nucleotide messenger RNA. The record is from the annotation of a GenBank genome assembly. Lineage: Eukaryota; Metazoa; Nematoda; Chromadorea; Rhabditida; Rhabditidae.